Molecule: messenger RNA, 1212 nt
Organism: Merops nubicus (carmine bee-eater)
Lineage: Eukaryota; Metazoa; Chordata; Aves; Coraciiformes; Meropidae
Product: chromosome unknown open reading frame, human C1orf116
Exons: 5
Coding region: 1-1212 (403 amino acids)
Source: RefSeq, a predicted model, not a curated record
AUGGGGACAUCGACUACCUCGCCGGUCCAGGGUGAAGUCCUGGAUCCCCAGAUAAGCUCUGGGACUCUGCCGCCCGUGCCGCACGCCCCAGCAGCCUGUGAUAUGCCCAGGAAGGAGCUGGGGAUGGCUGGCUGCAACUCUGGCAGCUGUGACAGCAUGGUCAGCACGGCCUCCAACCACUCACAGUGCAGUGAUAACAGCUAUGACUACUUAUCAGUGGAAGAGAAAGAGGGUUUGAUGUUCCUGGAGGAAACUAUUGGCUCUCUGGAUGCAGAAGCAGACAGUGGGGUCUCCACUGAUGACACCGACUACGUGGAGCCCUCCAAGCUGCCUGGGACGUGGCGCAAGAGGGACUCUGCUGCCCCAGUGGAGGACCCAGUGCCAGCAGAUAAAUCUUCACAGGAGAUGCCCAAGGAGGACAGGCUUGACCAAGCCAACACAAGGAGACAGGUGAAGUCCCUGGGAUCUUUGAUUAUCCAGCCUCCAGAUCCCUUCCAGGAUGACCUCGUGAGCCAUGAGUGGUCACGGAGCAAUCGCUCAGAUGACAAGAAGGAAACGGCCAAGGAGACCAACACUUGGACUUCAUGGGGCCAGCCAGAGCAAUCCGUGGUGGAAGAGGCUCCUCAGGACCCCGACACCAAACGCGGGCCACCAACUGCCCCCAAACCACGAAAACUGCCACCAAAUAUUAUCCUGAAAACCAGCAAAACCAGCCCAGUGCCGCUCGCCACGGAGCCCGGCCAGAAGGUGAGAGCAACACCUCCCUCCUCAGCCAGCUCUCAGCCCGGCUCUGCCAGCGACAUCGCUGCUGAAAGGGCAAAUUUGGGGCACCCCGACCCCAAGGACAGGGAGAAAGCCCAUCGGGAGGCACUGGAGAAGCUUGGACUGUCACAGGACAGGAGGGAGCCCAGCGCCCACCUUCCUCCCCAGCCAAGGGGGAUGCCAGGCCCCGGGCAGCCCGAGGCACGCCGCGGGGCAGCGCCCGGCACCCGGCACAUCACCUUCAAAUCCAACACCCUGGAGCGCUCGGGCGUGGGGCUGGGCAGCUCCAUGGCCAGUGCCAAGGAGCAGAACGCCAAGACCAGCACCCACCCUCUGCAGAGCUGCCCCCGCGCCCCCCGCCCCUGCGUCAGCGUGAAGAUUUCCCCCAAGGGCACGGCCGAGGAGAACCGGCGAGAGGCACUGAAGAAGCUGGGGCUGCUGAAGGAAUAG